This is a messenger RNA of Strongylus vulgaris, 302 nucleotides long. Lineage: Eukaryota; Metazoa; Nematoda; Chromadorea; Rhabditida; Strongylidae. The record is from the annotation of a GenBank genome assembly.
AUGAAAAGGAACUCAACGAUAUGGUCUGAGCAGCCAAUGGUAAUCAAAGCGUACCGCGUGCUAUCAACCGACACACCUACACUGGUUGUGGAGGUAGCUUCAGAUCCACCAGCAAUAUUUGAGUGGUUCUGUAACGACAAAUCAGUUCAACAAGAUAAACGACGCUUUCAAGCUCGUCACGGAUUGAAUAUUACCACAUUGACAGUUCACGAACCAGAGCAAGGCGUUUACAAAUGCACUGCUCGUAAUCCUGCUGGAGUCAGUACUAGUUAUGGAUAUAUUACGGUUAAUUGUGAGUAAUG